UGUUCCUCCAAUAGGGAAGGGGCAGACGGAGAGGAGUCACUUCCUGGAGACUUCAGGUGUGGUAGCCGGCGCCUUGCUCAUAACCAGACAGGGAUCUGAAGCUGGCAGGAUGAAUGUGGGGGUGGCACACAGCGAAGUAAACCCCAACACUCGAGUGAUGAAUAGCCGAGGCAUCUGGCUGGCCUACAUCAUCUUGGUAGGACUGCUACAUGUGGUUCUACUCAGCAUCCCUUUCUUCAGCAUUCCUGUUGUCUGGACCCUGACCAACGUCAUCCACAACCUGGCUAUGUAUAUCUUUCUUCAUAUGGUGAAAGGGACACCCUUUGAGACUCCUGACCAAGGAAAGGCUCGGCUACUGACACACUGGGAACAAAUGGACUAUGGGCUCCAGUUUACCUCUUCUCGCAAGUUCCUGAGCAUCUCUCCUAUUGUGCUCUAUCUCCUGGCCAGCUUCUAUACCAAGUAUGAUGUUGCACACUUCCUCAUCAACACAGCCUCAUUGCUCAGUGUUCUGCUGCCAAAGUUGCCCCAGUUCCAUGGGGUUCGUGUCUUCGGCAUCAAUAAAUACUGAGGGAUGGGUUUUGGGACAGCUCCAUGGGCAUGGGGAAGGCACUGAAACAGAGGACUAUAAAAAAUCUUUCUCUUCUCCAUACCAUCUUCUACAUCUUGAAAGCCUGAGAACUAUGCAACCUUUCCCAGACUCCCAAGAAAAGAAGAGAUUGGCAAAUGGGGAUCCUAGGCCCAGUCCUGCUAGCGGCAAGUUUCUUUACCCGGUGAGGUAAGGGCCAGAUCACUCUACUCCAUAGCAGGAAGCCAUUUGGGCAGCCUGUUUGGUGAUUACAUCUUUCCAUAUCUUCUACACCUACCACCUUCCAGCUCUGUUUUGCUGCGUAUUUUUCUUCUAAUAAUUUUUUUUAGCUAUGGCUGCAGUUUAAUCAGCAGGAAGGGUAGAGAACUGUCCUCAUAAGGCUGGCAGGGGUGGGGGAAGAUGGAAUACUGACCUAAUGUAAAAAACUUAAAGCAAU
Messenger RNA from Cebus imitator (Panamanian white-faced capuchin), 1025 nucleotides. It is a transcript of the gene ORMDL2, whose product is annotated as ORMDL sphingolipid biosynthesis regulator 2. The record is from RefSeq and is a predicted model, not a curated record. NCBI's taxonomy places the organism in Eukaryota, Metazoa, Chordata, Mammalia, Primates, Cebidae. The transcript has 4 exons. Gene Ontology annotation, cellular component: endoplasmic reticulum membrane. Gene Ontology annotation, biological process: intracellular sphingolipid homeostasis; negative regulation of ceramide biosynthetic process; ceramide metabolic process. Bases 110 to 571 code for a protein of 153 amino acids.